AUGACUAAAUGGCAAAUGAUCUUUUUUAAAUUCGAUAUCAUCUUCACCACGCAAAAAGCAAUCAAGGGACAGGCUAUAGUAGAUCAUUUGGGUAAAAAUCCAAGAGAAGAUGAUUAUCAACCGCUUCACACUUAUUUUUCAGAUGAGAAGGUCCUAUUUAUUGGUACAGCUGAAGAUAUGAAUGAGCAAUACCCUGAGUGGAGACUAUUCUUUGAUGGUGCUUCGAAUUCUUUUGGAGUUGGGAUCGGAGCUGUUCUAGUAUCGCCUGAAGGAAAACAUUAUCCCAGUUUCACUAAAUUACGAUUUUUCUGCACUAACAAUAUGGCUGAAUAUGAAGCUUGCAUUUUUGGACUAAAAAUAGCGCUGGAGAUGGAGAUCAAGAAUUUAAUAGUGUUUAGUGAUUCCGAUCUACUCGUGCAUCAAACGCUCAAAGAAUGGGUAACUCAAGAUUCAAAGAUUUUGUCAUAUCAUUGCAAUUUACUGGAUUUAGCAAAAAAAUUCAGAAGUUUGGAGUUCAGACAUAUUUCACGUGCUCGAAAUAUUUUUGCUGAUGCUUUGGCCACUUUAUCUUCAAUGAUUCAACAUCCAGAUGAGUUGGUGACUGAACCUAUCCAGAUUCAAUUACAAGAAAAGCUUGCACAUUGUCUAGUUAUGGAAAAAUCUUCUGAUGGCCAUCCCUGGUACAGUGAUAUUAAAGAAUUUCUCAAAAUCGAGUCCUAUCCUCCAAGUGCUGAUACGACUGCUAAAAGUUUUUUGUGCAAAUUAUCAUCCAAAUUUUUCUUAAAUGGGAAGGUGGUAUACAAAAGGACAUCAGACUUGGGCCUUUUAAGAUGCGUUGAUGAAGAUGAAGCAGAUUAUUUAAUGAAAGAAGUGUACAGUGGUGGUGACAGUCGGAAUUCUACUAUUUAUAGACUACAGAUGAAUGGAGCUGUGGAGGCAGUGAACAAGAACUUGAAAAAGAUAAUCCGUAAAAUGACUGAAAAACAUCAUGAUUGGCACGAAAAACUCCCCUACGCAUUAAUGGCAUAUAGAACUUCUAUUCGGACUUCUACUGGGGCAAUGCCUUACAACCUCAUGUACGGAAUGGAAGCAGUUUUGCUAGCUGAGGUUGAAAUUCCUUCAUUGUGCAUACUAAUGGAGACCAAACUGGAUGACACUGAUUGA
This is a messenger RNA of Coffea eugenioides, 1164 nucleotides long. RefSeq lists its product as uncharacterized. The record is from RefSeq and is a predicted model, not a curated record. Gene Ontology annotation, molecular function: RNA-DNA hybrid ribonuclease activity; nucleic acid binding. Lineage: Eukaryota; Viridiplantae; Streptophyta; Magnoliopsida; Gentianales; Rubiaceae. The transcript is spliced from 2 exons. Bases 1 to 1164 code for a protein of 387 amino acids.